Molecule: messenger RNA, 724 nt
Organism: Cucurbita pepo subsp. pepo (vegetable marrow)
Lineage: Eukaryota; Viridiplantae; Streptophyta; Magnoliopsida; Cucurbitales; Cucurbitaceae
Source: RefSeq, a predicted model, not a curated record
ACUGUGAAGUGCGAUCUCCAUACAGAAUCCGGCGUUGCGGAAUUGAUUUCGGCGAUGGCGGCCGGACGGAACGCCCAAUUCAUCGUCGAGACGUGGUCGAGCGGCGGAGCGAUUGCAACGAGUAUAGGACUGGCGGUUGCUCGCCGGCACACCGGAGGGAGACACGUGUGUGUGGUGCCGGACGAGAGAUCUAGAGGAGAAUAUUGGAGAGCGAUGGAGAGAGCGGGAUUGGCGCCGGAAGUGAUCGUGAGAGAGCCGGAGGAGGUGAUGGGAGGACUGGUAGGGAUAGAUUUUCUGGUGGUGAAUAGUGAGAGGAGGAAUUUCAGUCGAGUUCUGAAAAUGGCGAAUCUGAGUUCCAGAGGAGCGGUUUUGAUCUGCAAGAACGCGAACUCGAGAAGCGAUUCGAGUUUCAGAUGGAGUAAUGUUACCAAUAACGGAACGCGGCGGCUGAUUCGAUCAGCGUUUUUGCCGGUGGGGCAGGGAUUGGAUAUUGCAUACGUGGCGGCGGAAGGAAGGAAUUCAGGUUCCGGCGAGGGAAAGGGGAAAUGGAUCAAGCAGGUUGAUCGACGAUCAGGGGAGGAGUUUGUGAUUCGGAAGUGAUUUCUGUUCCGUCAAGCAAAGCGCUGUCGUUUUAGUUUUAUACAGUUUUGUCCGUUUUCUUAAUCAUACUUAUCAGAUUGAGUGACAAAUAUAUUGAUUUUUUGUCUCGUUUUUGAGAUGAACA